Messenger RNA from Misgurnus anguillicaudatus (oriental weatherfish), 6927 nucleotides. It is a transcript of the gene ambra1b, whose product is annotated as autophagy/beclin-1 regulator 1b. Gene Ontology annotation, cellular component: Cul4-RING E3 ubiquitin ligase complex; intracellular membrane-bounded organelle. The record is from RefSeq and is a predicted model, not a curated record. Lineage: Eukaryota; Metazoa; Chordata; Actinopteri; Cypriniformes; Cobitidae. Gene Ontology annotation, biological process: mitophagy; autophagosome assembly. Gene Ontology annotation, molecular function: ubiquitin-like ligase-substrate adaptor activity; protein binding.
UAAGCUCAAUUGUAUGUCAGCUCGAUUGGUAUGCCUGCCUACGCCGAGCUACCCACAAACCAGUUAGCUAGCAUAAUUUCUUCCAAAAUCAGCCCGAUAUAAUCUCUGGUUAUCCUGAUGACGGAAACGGUUUGAUCAAGAUUUUCUUCAAGGACAUGGUUUUAACCUGCUCGAGGAUUCGGAUUAUUCGGUUGUCAGUCCAGAUCGCUUUAUAGCAAACCAGCUCAGCUAACAAGCUAAGUGGCUAGCAGCGCCUUCGAUGACAUUUCAGUGAAAAACACAACGAAACAGUCUGCAUGGCCUGUGAGCUGCUGAGUUAGUGUCCGGCCCGUGUUUGAGGAAGGCCGGCCGGGCCGCGGAGCCCAAAAGAGAAAAUGUCAGCGCAGAACAGGAACUCUGUGCUGAUUCUGUCGGGUCGAGAGCGAGGAGCUCGCGCGCUGGGCUCCCAGCGCCUCCUGCAGCAGCUUGUGGAGGACAGGACCCGCUGGAUGAAAUGGCAGAGUCAGAAGGUAGACCUGCCUGAUAAUCCACGAUCAACCUUUCUCCUGGCCUUCAGCCCAGAUAGGAAUCUUGUGGCCUCAACCCAUGUCAACCAUAACAUCUACAUCACAGAUGUGAAGACAGGAAAGUGCCUGCACUCCUUGGUGGGCCACAGGCGAACACCUUGGUGUGUGACCUUUCACCCCACCAUCUCUGGCCUGGUGGCCUCCGGGUGCCUUGAUGGAGAAGUUCGCAUUUGGGAUCUGCAUGGUGGAAGUGAGAGCUGGUUUACGGAGAGUAACGUAGCCAUCGCUUCACUGGCGUUUCACCCGACGGCUCAGCUUCUUCUCAUCGCAACCAACAACGAGCUCCACUUCUGGGACUGGAGCCGUCCCGAACCGUUCGCCGUGGUCAAGACCGCCAGUGAGACUGAGCGAGUCCGGUUGGUACGGUUUGAUCCUCUAGGUCAUAAUCUUUUGACAGCUAUUGUGAACCCAUCUAAUCAGCAGAAUGAAGAUGAUUCAGAGGUCCCAAUGGACAGUAUGGAGAUGGCUCUGUUCCGCCAGCGUUCUCUUUUACGUUCCCCGCCUGUGCGCCGUACGCCCAUCCUGCACAAUUUUCUGCACAUUUUGUCCUCCCGGUCAUCAGGGGCUCAAGCUAGCGAUCAGCCCCGGCCUGCCCCAGAGCCCCGUGAGCCACCCAGCAUACCUCGGUUCCAGUACCCUGUGCGGGCGGAACCAGGCGACCGCCCUGGCUUACAGGGCUGCACGCAGCACUUAGGCCUGGGGUGCCUGUGCAGUCGUUGCGCCGCCUCUCGGAACUUACUAACGCAGAAUCCGACAACUCUCCAGCCUUCGGAUUCUUCUCAACCGGGCCCCUCUGCCUUCACGCCCACCCCCGGUCAAAGCCGCACCUCCGCGGACCGACCCUCGGCUUUCAGCAGUGUGUUCAGUGCGACUGCAGGAAACUCUGCACAUCGGAGUCUCCCUCCCCUUAGAACUAUUGAUCCCAUUGGGUCACAGGUACCUGGGCCCCCAGAGGCCCCGGUGCGCCUCCCUGGGGCAGACUGGUCUGGUAGCCUGCUUAGCACAGGGCAUGAACAUACCUUAGGUGCAAUUGGAGUCGAAAAUGGAAGGGGUGUGGUGCCCCCUCCCAGAACUAGCUCCUCCUCAAUGGAUCUCCUCUCGUUGCGUAGGUUCCCAGACAGUUCCUCAUCGUCACCCAUAUACACGUCUGCUACUGAGGGGCGUGGCCUAGUGCUGCCUGGCGCUGAGCCGAACCGGGGGCGAGCCAACGAUGGCACGAGCAGCGGGCAUCACCCCUUCUACGAUACCACCCAGCGCAACAACCCUGCCUCCAUAAGGAACGUCCUGCAGUGCAACCUGAGCCGUUACUUCAUGGAGUACGAGCGCAUGCAGGAGUUAGAGCGGCCGGGAGGCAGCCGAGAGGUCGUUGGCGGACCCGGACCCAUGCAGGAGCUGCUAAACAGUAGCAUGGACACUGAACGCCCGGGGCCAUCUCAUGGUAACUCAUCCCACACUGGAAAUGGAGGCCCGGUUGCCAGUCCCUCUCAAAACCACCCCAAUCGCUGUCGUUCGUGCCACAACCUCCUAACCUUCAACCAUGACACCCAGCGCUGGGAGCGUUCUGGCCAGACAUCCUCUUCGUCGUCCCAAGAAGGGCCGACUUGGCCACUUUCAGUGCCUCCUUUUGAGGACCCUGGUCGGAGUGCACGAGUGGAAGCCCAACCUCCCGAAAUGAGGCCCAUGGAGCUCGGUGAUGCCUCUUCUGGUGUACAGGGACAGCAGCCCAUGGGUCUUGUGUACAAUCAGGAGACGGGACAGUGGGAAAGUGUGUACCGGCAGCGGACGGCAAGCGCUCCGCCUGAGGCAGCGCCGGAUGCCUUAAAUCCAGAGGUGCCUGUGGAUAACCCAGAUGAGGACUCGCUUAGGAGGAGGUUGUUGGAAUCGUCGCUCUUUCCGUUUUCGCGAUAUGAUAUGUCGGGGUCCAGAGAUCAUCCUAUAUACCCAGACCCUGCCAGGUUGUCUCCAGCUGCAUACUAUGCUCAGAGGAUGAUCCAGUAUCUGUCUCGGAGAGAAAGUAUUCGCCAGCGAUCCCUACAGAAUCGCUUGCGGACGCUGUCAACCUCUCAAGCUGACAGCCAGGCCAACAACCCAUCAGCCGCACCACAAGAGGCCAGCGAUGGGGACUAUGAGGAUAUUGAGGAACCUGGAGACAGGACGAGACACAGAAUGCCACGCAACGCUAGAAUGUCUGCCCCCUCUCUCGGACGCUUCGUCCCUCGGAGGUUUCUGUUACCAGAGUAUCUGCCUUAUGCCGGACUGUUUCAUGAGAGGGGUCAGUCAGGGCUGGCUACUCACUCCUCUAUUAACAGAGUAUUAGCAGGUGCAUCUAUCGGCGAUGGGCAGUCAGCUGUGGCCAGUAACAUCGCCAACACCACAUACAGGCUACAGUGGUGGGAUUUCACCAAGUUUGAUCUUCCAGAGAUUAGCAAUGCUUCGGUCAACGUGCUGGUUCCUCACUGUAAGAUCUACAACGAUGCCAGCUGUGAUAUUUCAGCAGAUGGGCAACUGUUAGCCGUCUUCAUUCCCAGCAGCCAACGGGGUUUCGCUGACGAGGGCAAUCUGGCCGUUUACUCCCUCGCACCUCAUAACCUGGGAGAGAUGCUCUACACCAAGAGAUUCGGACCGAACGCAAUCUCUGUGAGUCUUUCUCCCAUGGGUUGCUACGUGAUGGUAGGAUUGGCCUCUCGGAGGAUCCUGCUUCAUCCCACCACUGACCACAUGGUGGCGCAAGUGUUUCGCCUGCAGCAACCGCACGGAGGCGAGACAUCCAUUAGAAUGAUGUUUAAUGUGGUAUAUCCCAUGGCUCCAGACCAGAGGAGACACGUCAGUAUUAACUCAGCCCGAUGGCUUCCAGAACCAGGCAUGGGAUUGGCCUAUGGAACCAACAAGGGAGACCUGGUCAUCUGCAGGCCAGUUGAUUUCCGCAGCGAUGGGGACACUUCAUCCGAUCUGAAUACGGAUACGCUCUUUACCAUCAACAGCAACGGCAGCAGUCGGACACGUGGAGUGGAACGCCCAGGGACCAGCAGGUCCGGCUGGCGAUUCGACCGGGACAUGGGCCUAAUGAACGCUAUCGGCUUGCAGCCACGUCAGCCCGCGCCUUCUGUGACCUCACAGGGGACGCAGACGCCGGUGGUGCGGCUGCAGAAUGCCGAAACGCAGACAGAAAGAGACCUCCCUUCAACAAGCACCUUACAGAACCCACACACGUCCAGACACAUGGUUCAGACUGCCAGCACCAGCACGGACAGACACACACACCUCGAGUCAACCCACACACUUUCACACACAGCCGUUCAAGCAUCAGCCACAGAUGGAUCACUGAACCGGACCGGUUUACCCAGCACAUAUGGGGAAUCAUCAGCUGAGUCUGGCACAGGUGAGGACGCACUUUCUCGUAUCCGCCGCCUAAUGGCGGAGGGCGGAAUGACGGCCGUGGUCCAGCGGGAACGCAGCACUACCAUGGCCUCAAUGGGUGGCUUCGGAAACAAUAUCGUGGUCAGCCAUCGGAUUCACCGCGGUUCACAGACCUCUGUUAGGACGACUCAGGCUGGAAACCCCACCUUGGAAAGUGGUGUCUCCUCCGCAGCCCUUUUUCGCACUGAACCCUCUGCAGACUCUCUAGAAGCUCCCGGUCCAUCGGGGUCUGGCGGUCCCACUCUUCCGCCACAGUUUACAGCUCGUUCCGGCGCCGCUGAAGCGUCACCUUUGGUUGAGGCGGACUUGUUCGGGGGCCGUCAAAACGAUGAGCCCCAACGUUAUUCACACUCUAGCCGCUUGAACGUGUCCAACCAUAGCAACAACAACAAUAAUGACCGUAGCAACAGCUACAGUGAAAGCAGGAGCCGGGAUUACCCUGAUGAUCUGUAUGGCAGAUAGUCUUACGUCAGGCGGACGUAAAGGCGAUGUUUUGGUCUGCAUGGUGCUUGGGCAUGCCGGGCACUUUGUCAGAGUACCCUAAGUUACAAUGACCGAGCUUUUGAGGGCGGAACCACUUAACUUUUCGCCUCUCUUCUGACUCCUCUCACUUUGGCCUUAUUUGGGAAAGAAUGAGUGCCAAGCAUUUCAUGCCGUCUCUUCGGAGACGUCACCCUCUCAGCUCAGACUCUCUUUGGGGAAGCAUCGUUGUUGCACUUGCGCGUCGCACCUAAGUUAUAAUUCGUACUUCCCUUCAGGGUUGAGUCUCGGACAUUUCAUCAUUCCAAGCGAGAAAGGGCGUCAUACUUGAAUUGUUAUUCCCAAACACGGUUUGCUCAAGUCGUCAUCUUCAUCAGCCAAUCGAAGUGCCAGUUGAGGUUGUGGGCGUGUGGAUCCUUCGCAGCAUCCAGUGCCCGAGGGUUUUUGUUUUUUUAGGACAUUUUGGUGUGAGAAACAUGGCCGACUGACUUUCCUCACAGGUUAACACUAACUUUAAGCUAUCUUCACAGAAUCCUGACUUUUUGGUUCAAAUCAAUAGUCAUGCUGAUUUUAGUUAUUUGUGUUCGAUAAUGUGACUUCCACAAAACAGUGUUCGAGUCAUACGGUUGCGUUACGUCUGGAACAAUGAAUCUCUCAGACUAAAAACACUUAUGUGUGUGCGUGCGUGUGUGUGCGUCCCCUUAACUUCCAAAUUGCGAGUUUUAUGAUGUUUUUUAAUUUGAAUUUAUUUAUCUGCGGUUUGAAAAAUGCAUUGUUGAAAGCAUGUUGUCUUUAAUCAUCUAUUGGGUUACAAAAGCGGUUCUAGAACCUUCACUGUGCUUCGUAUCUCUCAUAUCUGCAUGUGUGUGCAAUUCCAGAGCUUUUAUAUGAAGAGGUGUGGCUAAAUGUGCAGGGCGGGGCAUACGCCAAUUAGCAUGUAGGCUGUAGACACACAUGUGCGUUACAAAAGUGUAAUUUGGGUGCGUGUGAAGCGUCAAAUAAUUACCUGUAAUUUUAUGCAAAAUGCAUAAUCAUGCAGACUGUGUAGUAAAUGUAAGGCCAUUUUAUUCAUUUGCACCAUGUUUUUCUAUUUAAAUCAUUUCCAGAACAAUUUAUUUGCAGAAUUACUUCAUUCAUACGGUGCAGUUCGUUCCCCGAGGCAUUUCCACCAAUCACAGCAGGCCACUCGCAUCAUGUUUCCAAUCGAUUGCACUAAAACCCUUUAUUCUUUCAAAACUGCACCAAAAAUCAUAUUACAGUAAACUUAACCAGAUAAUUGUAGAUAACAACACUUGAAUAAUCUAUAUAGUUUAUUUUUCAGAUGGGCAUUGUGGAAAGAUUCGGCACUAUAUGCUCAUACCGCAGGUCUAUAAAACACGCACAGCGCCGAGUCACUGAUAUUGUCCGUAUGCGUUCACGUGUGCAUGUCUGUGUGUCUGUCUACAGAGUUUUAUUAUAAAUAAAUGUAGCGUUGUAAAUGUAGAAAUGGUAAAUCGAGAAAAAAAAACUUGAAAUCAUAUUUCGGCGUGUUUUGAGCUUCUUUGUGUUUGUUAAGAUCACGCGUACGAUCGGUCAGCUCAUUGCAUAACGUAACAAGCAUUAACAGACCUUUAGUUAACAUGCUUUCAUUAGUGUCGAAGACUACAUUUUAUUUCUGGAACAUUAAUUAUUUUAGCUGCUUGGCUUGAAUUUGUAACUUUUUGUAAAAAAAGAAAGUAAAAAAAACGUGCCCUAUAUAUAUAUGAAUGGUUUGUCGGUGACACUUUUGAACGGUUGCGGAUGCAUUUUAGUUGGAUUGUGAGGAUUGUCUAACAAGCAAUGGCAGCUGAGGAAGCUUUAGGUGGAAGUUUUGUUUCUUCUUCACGAGCUCUUUUGAAUGCUGAGUGUUUAGUUGAUGUAGGAGUGUCUUACUAAUGGUGCUUUUCUGUUUCGAUAUUUAUUAUAUGCUUUGUGAGAACGAUUGAUGCAAUCAUGAUUUUAAACAAUGCCUUUUUACUCAUGAACUUACUUCAUCGUAAUAAAAUUUAAACAAGUGCACCUCACAUUUGGAUAUCAUCUUCACUUAUGUUUGACCGUAUGCACACUUUUAUUUUCGGAGGUUUAUUCAGGAUUUUAGUUUAGGCCUAACGUCAUGGUCAAAGACAUCAGAAGCUGAAGAAAGGCAAAAAAAAAAAAACAUUUUAAAAACUGUAAUUGUGUUCUUGUUGGCUGUGUGGUUAUGUGUGUCUUUUCACUGCUGGAUCGGUAACUAAACAGAAGUCACGAUGAUGAAAAAGACUAGAAUUUGACUUCCUCUUCUGCCCAGAAAUGAGGGAUGUCUUGUAUUGACUUAUAAAUGUGUAGUUGCUCUUAUAUGUAGUGAAAAUGAGGAUUAGGUGUUGGAAAAGACGAUUGUGUGGGACACCAAAGAUCCUGUGGUAAUGAUGAUUAUGAGAGUUUUAAUAAAAUGGGAAUAUGGAAAUAA